Molecule: messenger RNA, 1248 nt
Organism: Stylonychia lemnae
Lineage: Eukaryota; Ciliophora; Spirotrichea; Sporadotrichida; Oxytrichidae
Source: the annotation of a GenBank genome assembly
AUGGAAAGAGAACGUUAGAUUAAAGACUAAAUAGAAUAGCAUGAAAGAGAGAAGGAUCUUUAAAAAGGAAAGCGAGCUAUAAAAAAUAGUGGGAUAUUAGAAGCUUAUGAUCAGUUACUUGAUGAUCUGAUGAAAAAUGGAUUGCCAAAGUUAUAACUGAAUGGAGAUUUGAAAAAGGAGGAAUGGGAAUAAAGAAACCGUAGGCUUCAAGAAAGAGAAAAGCAUAGAAUUAAAACUUCAAUGGCUAGUCAUAGAAGAGCCAGAAGUGAAGAGCAGUCAGAAGAUUCUUAUGAAUCAAGGAAUAGAGGGAGAUCUAAGAGUGUAAAAGGGGGCACUAAAGGUAAAAAGGGAGCUAAGUCAUAAAGAGGAGAUUCCGAUGAAAGAUCGAUUAAAGGCAAGAAAGGAGGCCGAUCAAAAAGUGCCAAAGGUGGGAAAAAGGGAGGCGCAAAAAGCAGGGCUGAAAGUCCUGUUUCCACUAAAGGAGGAAAAGGUAAAGGGAAAAAGGGAACCAAGAGUAGGGCAGAGAGUCCAGUUUCAACUAAAGGUGGCAAAGGAGGAAAAGGAGGUGCAAAGAAGGGUGGUCCAAAAAGCCGCAGAUCAGAAUCUCCCAUUUCUACAAAAGGAAAAGGUGGAGGCAAGGGAGGAAAAACUCCAGCAGCAAAAGGUAAAAAGACAAUAGAUAGUGAUGAUGAAAGAGGCAGGUCAAAGAGUAGAGGCGGGCUUAAGACAGGAAAGAUUGAAACUAAGGAGAGAGCAAAGAGUGCUAAAAAGGUAACGAUUGAUCCUAAAGAUGAUAAAGGCAAAGGAAAAUAAGAAGAAAGCAAGGGGAAAGGAGGAGAAAAAGGCAGAGAUGCCCAAUCUAAGGAUAAAGGAGCACUUUAAAGAAGUUAAUCAUAGGGAAAAGUCUUAGAAAAAGGUAAAGGCUAAAAAGAAGAGGAGAAAUCUAGGACUAGAUAAUAAUCAGCUAGCUCAAACAAAAAAGGAGCAGUUGCGAAUUAGAAAGGUCAACAGUAGUAAUAACUUGCAGCAUCACCUGAUAAGAAUAAACAAAAAGGAGGCAAAGCUGAAGAACUUAAAAACCAGGGAAAAUAAAGUAUAGUGUAACCAUCAAACUCCAAAUAGUAACCGCAACAACAAUAAGACCCUAAGAAACAGUAAUCGCAGCAAGAAUUACUAAAAUCCAUCAAGGGCUCUAAAAUAGAGGAGACAAAGUAAUCUUAACAGUAGGUUCCUGCAAAGAAAAGAUGA